Gekko japonicus is the source of this 2338-nucleotide messenger RNA. RefSeq names its product polycomb group ring finger 6 (gene PCGF6). The transcript has 10 exons. Bases 59 to 1039 code for a protein of 326 amino acids. NCBI's taxonomy places the organism in Eukaryota, Metazoa, Chordata, Lepidosauria, Squamata, Gekkonidae. The record is from RefSeq and is a predicted model, not a curated record. Gene Ontology annotation, biological process: regulation of transcription by RNA polymerase II. Gene Ontology annotation, cellular component: PRC1 complex.
CGAACCGUUUUCUUAUUUGCUGGUGGAAGCGGCCUGCGCGUUUGCUUUUUUCAGGGGCAUGGAAAUGGGUGAAGGAUUCACGGGUGAGGGUUUGGAAGAGGAGGAGGAGGAGGAAGACGAAGAAGAGCUCCCGGAAGCUCCUGGUUGCUCCGGAGCGGCCUCGCGCUUCGAGAGGGAAAGCCGCUCACAGUCGAGUGGUGAGGGGAAUGAAGAGAUGGAAGAAGAGGAGGAGGAAGAAGAGAUAGAAGAAGAAGAAGAAGUAGCAGCUCUAGAAAGGGGACAUAGGGAGCCCUUUGGAAGCUUUGGGAUGGAGGAGGGAGCAAUGGACUCAGACGAUGAAGAUGAGCGUAUGAUUAAUCUGUCUGAACUGACACCAUACAUAAUGUGUUCCAUCUGCAAGGGGUAUUUCAUAGAUGCCACAACUAUCACAGAGUGUCUUCAUACAUUCUGUAAGAGCUGCAUAGUAAGACAUUUUUACUACAGUAAUAGAUGUCCAAAAUGCAACAUUGUGGUGCAUCAGACACAGCCCCUAUAUAAUAUCAGGCUGGAUCGACAGUUGCAAGACAUAGUAUAUAAAUUAGUAGUCAACUUGGAGGAAAGGGAGAAGAAGCAAAUGCAUGAUUUCUACAGAGAGAGAGGUCUAGAAAUACCCAAACCUGCUGUGCCACAGUCAGUUGCUGUAGUCAGGGGGAGACCUCGCAAAGUUGUAGGCUCAGUGUUCCGUAUCCCCCCAGAACUUGACAUGUCACUACUCCUGGAAUUUAUUGGAGCUAAUGAUCUCUCAGGGAGUUUUAAGCCACUAGAAAAAAAGUUUGUACGGGUUUCAGGAGAGGCGACAAUUGGACAUGUUGAGAAAUUCCUCCGAAGAAAGAUGGAUCUUGAUCCUGGCUGUCAGGUAGAUAUAAUAUGUGGAGAUCAUCUGCUGGAACACUACCAGACUUUAAGGGAAAUCCGACAAGCUCUAGGAGAGAGUGCAGUGCAGGAUGGCUUACUUGUACUGCACUACGGUCUGAUUCUGAGCAGAGAUUCUUCAUUUUAAAAGAUUGUGUAAAUCUCAGAAGUCAAAGGGCUCUGAAGAAGCAGAUCAAUCAUCAGUCCUGAAGUACACCAAAGAAGGCCAGCUUAUCAGGAAAAAUGCAUUACUGUUUGCUCUGUGCGAGUUAAUUAAUUUAUCAGCAUGGAAAACAAAUGCUGUGCCCAUAAUUAUUGAGAGAGACUGCAGUACUUUCUGACAACAGAAACCUACUAGCUCAGGAAGAGCACACCCACUAUGAAGUGAGCACAUCUACUCAUUUUAGUUGCUGUUUUGUGGCCUUACAAGGUCACUACAUAUUUAUUCCCAGGGUUUUGGACAAGCCUGUGCCCGAGAGUCCUUAAAUACACAAUGGCAAUGGUGUUCUCAAGGAUUAUCUUUGGUGUUUCAUAUACAUUCUUCUUGGUGACACUUUAUGUGCACUGGUUGAUUCGUAUCGAAAUAGAAUGGGAAACCUUUCAGAUUAGUCUGUAAAAGAAAUGGGGAACAACCACUCAUUAUCAGUUUUAAGCAUUAUAUCUCACAUUUUCAUUAGAAAUAACAUUAAGCUAUGCAACAUCAAAGUGGCAGGACACAGUGUGAAGGGAAUUUUGACACCUACUAAUUAGGCACCAAGUUCUUUACCCAGUGUGAAUUUUUAUGUAGAGCUGGCUGUGAGGUCCUUUUUUGAAACCAUUUAAGUUCUUGAUUCUGUUCCUACUGAAGUCAGCAUUCAGCCUUUGUUAUGGUCCAUAAGGAUUCCCUGCUCACGGCACCCUUGCCCAGUUUCUUCAUACUUCUUAGCAAGUCCACUUCUGUUCCUAGCUUCCAGCCACAAUCACAUUUGUGCUGCCCCUUCACAGCAAGAUGUUCCAUCCUUUUCUAGUGCUUAUUCCUCAGCUUCCUUCAGCUGCCGUUUUGGAGCCUCAGUUGCUGGCACAUGACUGGGUGUCACCUCUUCCAAAUGUAAGAGCUUCAGACAGCACUCUGUUGCAGUGUCAAGGACAAAGGAGACGGUACCUUGAAUGGCAACAUAUCUGAACAUUUGAUUUUGUUUAUUUCUUUUAACACAUUCACAAGACUGGCUUAGCCACAGGGAUCUCAGAGAAAGUGUUGAAAUUGGCUUAUAAUAUCACCACAGAUGAAAUAUAAGGACCUGAGACUGCUGUAUACAGAACAGUGGGUAGAAUAUGUGCUUUCUGAUAUAAAAGGCAUCAGUCUACAAAUUAUUCAUUCUUUUUCAGUAUUCCAUUCUGUUAGAGAUAGAAUUACUGCUCCAUGUGCAUAAAGACAAUUGAGACUUCAUUAAUAUAUAUUUUUUGUAAU